CCAUAAUAUUGUAGGGCUAGCUGUGGUUUUAUUUAUUUUCCGGCGUAUACAAUAUUAUAAAGAGGCUGAUAAAGCGUAUAGGAGUACAAAAUAGUAGUGAUAUCACAUGUGCGAUGUCACUUUUGCGCCGGGAAUGUCGAGAGAGUAGUUUGGACCAUUCUUACCAGAACCGCCAUUUAUGACUCUCGGUUAAGAAACUAGCCCAUUCACUCUCCCCCCAGUACACCCAGCCAAGAAGCAAUGGCCACCAAAACAAACAGCCCGCCCUAAGGCUAAGAAAGAGCCUCUCCAACGACCUAACAACGUACCUUCCUUCAUACAUCGUCAUCCACCGCUCCUAUUUCGACAACCACCACCGACACGACAACCAAACGCCAACAGGAGGAAUCAACGACACAGACAGCUCGAAAAUGAGACAGUAAUUCCGCAGCAGGAGCACCCCAUCUCGAAUAUCCUAAAGUUACAGCCGUUAAAAUGGACGACAUGCCGGGCAUGUCGCCGCCUCCGUCUCCACUGGAGUCCCUGGUUUCGUCCCCUCUGUCUAUGCGAUCCAGGUCACCAACACCGCCAUACGAAUACCCGUCUCCCAGGUCUUCUCAGCCGUCAGGGAGUAGGUCAUCUUCUACAGCGCGCGACAUGCAAGAUGAGGCGGAGGGCCCGCCGCCAGCCAAGAAGCGCAAGCUUGCUCAACCCAAGGAGCGGACGACGGAGUACUUAGAUCUGCACACCCUCGACGAGAGCACCGAUCCGGAGAAAUUGGCCAAUGACGAUCUGCAGCUUCAGCGUCUCCUCAAAGUCCUACGGACGAAGCGGAAGAUUGUUGUAAUUGCAGGAGCUGGAAUUUCCGUUUCGGCAGGCAUUCCCGACUUCCGCUCUUCAACUGGACUCUUCACCACACUUCGCAGCAAAUAUGAUUUAAAGUCUUCUGGAAAAGACCUCUUUGACGCGGCCGUAUACAAGAACGACUCCUCAACAGCCUCCUUUCAUGACAUGGUUCGCGAGAUGUCGCACAUGACUCGGCAAGCAAACCCAACAAUGUUCCACCAUAUGAUCGCGACAAUUGCGGAAGAGGGCCGUCUAAUGCGCCUCUACACGCAAAACGUAGAUGGGAUCGACACAUCCCUAGAGCCGCUCCGGACAAACAUCCCUCUCAAUUCGAGGGGUCCCUGGCCAAAAACUAUCCAGCUCCAUGGCGGAUUGGAGAAGAUGGUCUGCACCAAGUGCCGCGCGCUAUCUGACUUCGACGGCUCCCUUUUCGAAGGUUCCGAGCCUCCAUCCUGUAAAGCAUGUGAGGAGUUAGAUGAGAUCCGAACCACCCUAGCCGGAAAGCGAAGCCACGGCAUUGGCCGCCUCCGCCCCAGAAUAGUCCUCUACAACGAAUACAACCCCGACGAAGAAGCCAUCGGCGCCGUCACAACAGCCGAUCUCAAGAGCCGCCCCGACGCCGUCAUCGUCGUCGGCACGAGCCUGAAAGUCCCAGGCGUAAAACGCAUCGCACGUGAGAUGUGCCAAGUCGCGCGCGGUCGCAAAGACGGCUUCACAGCCUGGAUCAACCACGGGCCUGAACCAGUCGGGCUGGAGUUCAAGGACUGCUGGGACUUGGUGAUUCGCGGGGACUGCGACGAGGUUGCGCGCCAUGCUGCGAUUCCGAAAUGGGAUGAUAAGGAUGUUGGACCGUAUACUGUUCUUCCUCCGCGAGAGACUCCGAAGUCCCCGAUGAAGGUUGAGCUGGGUGGUGCGGCGAAACAUAAGGCUGUUGAGAAGACGCAGGGUAUGGUGACGCCCACUGCUAGCCCGCGAACUCGCAGCCCCGCGCCGGCGAAGGACUUGAAGAAGAUGAAGCAGCCCAAGCUCUUCGCUUCUGGAACCGCUACUAAGCCCAUCACCAAACCCACCUCCACAGCAGCAGGGGCUAAAAAGAAGGCUCCCGCGCCCAAGAAACCCGCUGCUGCGAAGAACGCUAAGAUUACUAAGGCAUUCACAACCACCAAGUCCUCCAAGGCCAUCUCGGGAAAGGCCAUCAAACACGAGCCUAUCGCGCCUAUGUUCCCUAACCUCAGCAAGGUCGCGCCGUCAUCACCUAUGCUCCCGCUGUCGUUAGUGGAGGUGCGGAAUAAUACCGAGACCACGCCGGUGAAGCGCGAGUUUGGCGGCAAGGCGGAGGCAGCGGAUCCGGAUUCGCCGAGCGCGCAGUUGAGGAGGGAGGGGGGGAGGGAGACGGUGUCGCCGGGGGUAGUGCCGAGGGGGAUGGGGCAUUUGAUUGAGACUUAGCGCGGCGUCAGGCUGGGUUCACUGUCCUAGGGGGGUUAUGUGUUUAAGCUGGUUCGAUCCUGGGGUGCUGGGGAGUGUUAUUGAGGUGAGGAUGGGGGGGUUAUACCACACCACCACCCAUCCCCCAUAUGUGCGUUUUUGGCGUCAAAGGCAAGGCAGCACGCGGUGCCGUGCUAGAAUAGGGUGUCAUACCAUCCAUGUUCCGCCUUUUUUAUUUGUUUUUCUGGAGGCGCGGUUAUUCUCACACAUCGGAAGCAUGGCAUGGCAUUGCAUUGCUUGCGUGGAUGAUGUUGGCUUGGUGUCAUAUAUGGAUAAGAUAGUAGGGUUAGUAGUGUUAGGAGUGAUAGGAGUGCUAGUGGGCUUUUUUUUAGAAUAGGGUUAUAUCUCUGGCUGUCGCUCUAGCUGUGCGCUGGGGGAUGAGUGGGUGGCUGGGU
This is a messenger RNA of Pseudogymnoascus verrucosus, 2705 nucleotides long. RefSeq lists its product as uncharacterized. The record is from RefSeq and is a predicted model, not a curated record. Gene Ontology annotation, biological process: regulation of DNA repair; negative regulation of transcription by RNA polymerase II; pericentric heterochromatin formation. Lineage: Eukaryota; Fungi; Ascomycota; Leotiomycetes; Thelebolales; Thelebolaceae. Gene Ontology annotation, cellular component: mating-type region heterochromatin. Gene Ontology annotation, molecular function: histone deacetylase activity, NAD-dependent; NAD+ binding. The transcript has 2 exons. The coding region runs from base 475 to 2271 and encodes 598 amino acids.